Messenger RNA from Hemicordylus capensis (graceful crag lizard), 3822 nucleotides. RefSeq names its product zinc finger and BTB domain containing 6 (gene ZBTB6). The coding region runs from base 23 to 1390 and encodes 455 amino acids. The transcript is spliced from 2 exons. Gene Ontology annotation, molecular function: protein binding; DNA-binding transcription factor activity, RNA polymerase II-specific; RNA polymerase II cis-regulatory region sequence-specific DNA binding. The record is from RefSeq and is a predicted model, not a curated record. NCBI's taxonomy places the organism in Eukaryota, Metazoa, Chordata, Lepidosauria, Squamata, Cordylidae. Gene Ontology annotation, biological process: regulation of transcription by RNA polymerase II.
CGCUGUGGAGCUCCGGAAGUUGAUGCUUGCUGCAGCCGCUGAACAAGCUCUUUCCCGGCUGGAGAGGAGCGGGCUGGGCCCCACUGGCAGCGGCAGCCCCCACCGGACCGUGAUCAUGGCUGCUGACUCGGAGGUGCUCCACUUCCAAUUUGAGCAGCAAGGGGACACCGUGCUGCAGAAGAUGAACCUCCUGAGGCAGCAGAACCUCUUCUGCGACGUCUCCAUCUACAUCAACGACACCGAGUUCCCUGGGCACAAAGUGAUCUUUGCCGCCUGCUCCACCUUCAUGCGGGACCAGUUCCUGCUCACGCAGUCCCAGCAGGUACGGAUCACCAUCCUGCAGAGCGCCGAGGUGGGCCGGAAGCUGCUCCUCUCCUGCUAUACCGGCGCCCUAGAGGUGAAGAAGAAGGAGCUCCUGAAGUACCUCACGGCCGCGAGCUACCUGCAGAUGGUGCACAUCGUGGAGAAAUGCACCGAGGCGCUGUCCAGGUACCUCGAAAUUGAUGCUUCCGUGGAGGGCGGCAGCGGGAGUGCUGAGAAGUGCCACUCGUCUGACAUGGAGCUGGGGAGCAAAGACAGUGGCCUGGAAAGAGACUGCGAAAUCAUCGAGAUUUCUGAGGACAGCCCAGUGAAUGUAGAGGAGCACGUCAAGCGGGAAGAGGGGGGCGUCUGGCAGGCACCCAUGCAGAGUCUAGUCUCAGAACGGAAGGAGGUCAAAAGCCCCGAGAUCUCCACGGUUGAGAUAGGCUACAAGGACAACGAAAUCUGCAUUUUCCGGAUGGAUUCCCUCAACACUCCUAGCGUGGAAGAUGAAGAGUUCUCACAGCCUUCCACCUCCUCGAAAACCAACUUGUAUUUCCCCGAAACUCAGCACUCCUUGAUCAACUCCACCGUGGAGAGCAGAAUGGCGGAGGUGUCCGGGGGCCAAUUCCCUAGCUUUGGCAGCGACAACCCGGAAGGUGCCACGGGCGGGUUCCAGAACCCCGAGGAUUCCAGCUACUCGUGGCGGCACCAGUGCCCAAAAUGCCCCAGGGGUUUCCUCCACCUGGAGAACUAUCUCCGGCACCUGAAGAUGCACAAAUUGUUCCUGUGCCUGCAGUGCGGGAAAACCUUCACCCAGAAGAAGAACCUCAACCGGCACAUCCGGGGCCACAUGGGCAUCCGCCCCUUCCAGUGCCUGGUGUGCCUGAAGACCUUCACGGCCAAAAGCACCCUCCAGGACCACCUCAACAUCCACAGUGGCGAUCGGCCCUACAAGUGCCACUGCUGCGACAUGGACUUCAAGCACAAGUCCGCCCUCAAAAAGCACCUGACGUCUGUGCACGGCAGGAGUGGCAUGGACAAAGCCGCCUUUGACUCCAUUACAGAAGUCAGGAUAGACUACGAUUAGCAGCAGCCUGGGUGGGAGGGACAGGCCAGCCCUCCAGCAAAGCCCUGAGUCCAGCCCCCGACUUAGGCCCUCAUCCUGCACAUUGAACAGGCACUUGUCCCCUGUAAUGCCGGCUUGCAAGCUAUGGAAGUCAGAAUCCCCUCCCAGGCAGGGAUGUUGAGCAAUGAGGACCACUCUUAUUUCCCCUUAGGGGCUCCAAAUUACUUAUAGGGGUGGGCAAGCGUGUGCCAUUUUGGGGGGAUUUUUUUUUUUUUUUUUGUACAGGGCUAGUUCUUUAAAGGAACGAAAUAUCAAACCGGGUCAGACUUCUGCAUCCCUGCUGUCAUUUUUUCGCUAGGGGCAAGCAAAUUUCCACUACAGUGAGCAGUCUUGAGACCUUCCAGAAACAAAUUGGAGAUGGCACUUUGACGCUUGCUCUUCCUCCUGUCUGAAUUUUCCUCUGCUGUCGGCGAACAUCGGCUGUGACAUUCAGGAGGGCCAAGCGAAGCCCAGAUACUUUAUUUCAGGCCGUUUGACUUGUUAACAGGGCCAGCCCGACUUGGGGCCAAAGGAACGGGCCCUGUUCCUGCACAUUUAAAUUCUGUGUUCUUGGGAGUGUGUUUAAGAAGGAGGCAAGGUCACCUCUGGGUCGACAGCCUGCUCGCUUCCUCUUUCUUCAAAGUGCUGUCAAAUCCUCUGCUGAGGAGAGGUCCUGAGAGCUGGUACUUCAUGCCAAGGGCGAUCAUGAACAGGCCUUUGCUCUCUAGAAGGAGAUGCCUUUUACUACCUUGGCUUACUUUGAGCAUGUACCCGAAAAAGAAAGGAGAGGGUUAACAGACGAAAAUCUCCAGUUUCUCGUUUCUCACUUAGUCUGACUGCCAGGAGCAACUCUUAGGCUCCCGUUCAGUCAUGAUUCCACCCAAGGCACUUUUUGGGGAGGUUUUGCUCUGGCUGGGUACUGAUGUGUCGCUUCACUGUGUUGCUCUCCAAGCAGACUUUGGCAUUGAGGUGUCCUGGCUUACGCGCUGGAAGAGCCUCUGCUUUGCGUGCAGAAGGACCCAGAUUCAGUCCCUGGCAACAUCUCCCAGUUGGGCUGGGAAACACCCCGAGUAUGAAACCCUGGAGAGCAGCUGCCACUGUAGGACAUCUUGAGUCUCACUCAGCAGGAGGCAGCUAUAUAGGUUCAACCCAGUGCAGUGGUUAUUGGGGCUCCUAACUACCUGCUGAUCUCCUCUUCCUCCUACCCUGAAGCACUACAGCUGCUACUUUAGAAGUACCACCAUCUUUUUUCCAGACAGCUCUGUCUUCCCCGGUAAAAAUAAUAAUAAUAAAAGUGUGUAUGUGUAUAUAUAUAUUUUCUAUAGUAACAGGAUCUGACCUAAGUUUGCUUUAUCAUAUGGUCUUGGCUUUUGUAAAUCUGGAUGUAAACUUUUUGAUGUCUUAAUUAUGAGCGCUGUAAGCUCCUACAUGCUGGAAAAUUCUUGCGUUGGAAUGAUUUCCCACUGCUUGCUGCUUUUCAGAUCCUCCUCCGUAUCUGGUUAUUUGCAAAAGCAUUGUGCUAAGUGUUUGCUUGGCGAGGUGCGUUCCGUUUCGUUAGAUCUCUCUGGGCAGCUUCAUCUCCAAAUCCAUCAUUCUGGGAAAAGCAACACUGAGAUCUUGUCUCUGGUUGACGUCAAUGUUUCUUUCACGUGGUUGUAGUGAAAACAAAACUUGCGCACUUUGGCUGAGAUCCACAUCUUUCAGGAUUUAUUUCCCAGCCUCUUGAAUGAAGAGAAAGGCUAGUGGCCACACCACGUACCAUUCCCCUAAUGCUCACAUCAUUCUGCAUAGAAGUCUACUUUUUUCACUGAUGUUGGCUGUUUCCUGAACUUGGGGGCGAUUGUGGUAGGGGAUCUAGUCCAACAGCAGCUGGAUGGAUGUUCAACACCCAGCUGGGACUCCAUGCUUGCGAAGCUCUGAAUUAACUGGUUUUUUAAAAAGAAAAAACGAAACAUUCAAAUUCAUGUAGGAACCUGAAUGGAACUUUCUGGCUUCCCAAGCAACUUUGCACUAGGAUUCCAUUCCUUUCCCCCCAGUCCUGCAAAACAGAGAGAUUACUGUAUUUACCUGAAUCCAAGACUGUUUUGUUUUUCCCCAGAACUUGGAUGUUAGAAAUCACCGGGGGUCAUCUUAAAUUCAGAGGUCUUUUCCUUUUGGGUAAACACAGGUAUAACCUGUAUUUAAUCUCUCUUUUUUAAGGGACUCAUCUUAAAUUCAGAGUCGUCUGGUAUUCAGGUAAAUAUGGUAGAUUUUGGGUUUUGCUUUCUUUUUCUGGGCGUGUUGUAACUUAGGUGGCUGAUCAAUGAUUGUUAAUUGUUUUUAUUUAUUUAUCUCACCAUUCUGAGAACUAUUUGUUGAUUAUGUUAAAAGGCACUCUACAAAUAUACUUUUAAAUAAAAAAAAUUGUGGGCUUA